GGAUGAUACACGCCCCCAUGCGUGCAUUGUGUGGAUCGUCCUGGUCCCGGCGGUUGCUAUCAACUGGCGAAGACGCACGCCAACGCAUCAAAAGAUGGGGUUACCUAGGAGGGAGCCGCAUCUCGACUGGCGUCUGAAGAACGCCCAAUUCGUCCCAUGCCGCUAGAUCUCCGUCAUUUUCUUUUAUUCCGCGUUGGAUUUAUCGAGGGUUGCCCCUGCCCCGCACCGAAUCUCCAUUCCAGCAAUAAAUUACACUUGCCUCGCUGUUGAUGGUUCAGGUUUCCUGCAACCAGAUCCCCAACUAAGUGGCAUAAACAACCUUAAGCUGGGCACCAUCCUCCGUCACCUCACCGAACCCGGCCAGACCUCUCCUCUGUUGCUUGUCAGAUAAUCACAUAACCGAGCCCUUUCUGCCCAACUGCUCGCCAUACCAAAUCGCUUUUGAAGUUGGGCUUUUUUGCAUCAGAGACACCUGAGGUUAGGCAUCGAUCUUGGCUUCACACCCUGCACUCCUGUCUCGUUCCGCAACAGUCAGCCUCGACAGUGCAGAGGGUGCUCCUGUCUUUGCUUCUAGCCCACGAGCAUCAGGUCCUGCAGAGAGGGGCACUGAGACACAAUGUCAUCAGGCGGAUACUACAUGGAAUAUCUUUACAGCCUCUGCCGGCGCCGCGGUUGGACAGACCCGUCCUACGAGAUCUACCACAGCAAGGCGGGUUACGAAUGCCUUGUUUUGGUCAAUGGUCGUGAGUACCAGACCGAUAUAGGCUAUGCCACGGACACCCUGGCCCAGGAAAACGCAGCCAUGCGGGCGUUCAUGGUUUGCCAGAACUUCAGCUCCAAUGGUGGCAUGAUGGCCCGCAACGGCAUCGUACAGGGUUUGCCAGUGGAUCAGUCAAGCCGUGGAAGUAGCAAGCACAGCAAGACUAGCAGCCGUCGCCACGGCUCUUCCCACCACGGAGGAAACAGUGGACGUAGUAGCAGGAGCCAAAGAUCCUCAGGCCACCAUUCGAGCAGCAGCUCCACUACAUCUUUCGAGUAA
Messenger RNA from Pyricularia grisea, 1039 nucleotides. RefSeq lists its product as uncharacterized. Lineage: Eukaryota; Fungi; Ascomycota; Sordariomycetes; Magnaporthales; Pyriculariaceae. The record is from RefSeq and is a predicted model, not a curated record. The transcript is spliced from 2 exons. Bases 617 to 1039 code for a protein of 140 amino acids.